Molecule: messenger RNA, 2081 nt
Organism: Bufo bufo (common toad)
Lineage: Eukaryota; Metazoa; Chordata; Amphibia; Anura; Bufonidae
Product: low affinity immunoglobulin gamma Fc region receptor II-like
Exons: 8
Coding region: 70-1020 (316 amino acids)
Biological process (GO): cell surface receptor signaling pathway
Molecular function (GO): transmembrane signaling receptor activity
Source: RefSeq, a predicted model, not a curated record
GCAUUGCUAAUGUAUUCGCCAGAGCCGUGAAACAGGAAACAAGAAUCUGCUUCACUGUGAAUAAGUGAAAUGAUUUAUUGUGCAAGUGUGGAUCGGACCAAGUGCACCAUGAGAGCUCAGAUUAUCAUCCUCAUUAUCUCCGCCACAACAGAACACUGUGGGGCCCAAGUCAAACCUGUGGUGACCUUUACACCCAACUGGAGGAUUAUAUUUCCAUAUGAAUCAGUGACGAUAUCCUGUAACGUGGGAUCUACGACUCAGGGGAACCUAAGAUACUACUGGUCCAAAGAUGGUAAAGUACUGUCUCAAAGUCAUCAUCAAAGGACAAUCAAAAUCGGGUCAGCAUCGGAUGAGAAUACAGGGAGUUACCAAUGCUGGGCCAAAGCUGAGCUCAAAAGUGAUGCAGUCAGACUAGAAGUGGUUGGCACCCCUCUGAUCCUGCAGACUCCUUCAGUCGUCUAUGUAGGGGAACCACUGACUCUCAGAUGUCACAGUUUUUCCAGUUACAAAAAGACAAACACAACCUUCUACAAGAAUAAAACUGCCAUUCACUUCUCCGACAACAACACCGAGUUGCGGUUUACAAGUGUAGACUGGAAUGUGUCCGGGUCCUACAGCUGCUCCCAAAAAAUACUCCUCCAUGAGACAUAUAAGAUAUUCAAUGCUACAGCAACUGUGACUGUCCAAGAGCGGCCUCAGAUAUUGCUUAGUGGAAUGACUCCGCGGUCUACAUGGAUUUUGGUCAUUGCCCUUCUUCUCCUGCUCUCUGCUGCUCUCCUGAUCUUCAUGUGGAGACACAAGCUUCAGAUUAGAGGGCAACACCUUGAGAAUACCAUCACAGAACCUCAGAGAAAAUGCGGGUCUGAAGAAGAUGAUGUGUGUUACACGUAUAUAGGAAUGAAGCAUGUACAGACAGCUUUGCCUGCUCAACAGCCAGAUGAUGACUACUCCAUUGUAUAUUCCUUGGUGACACCAGCAGUAGGCACCGUAGAAGGAACAGACUCUUCAUUGACUUGUUAAUAAAGAUCUUCACCAAGUUGCCAGCCGAUGAAUAAACUCAUCACAAGACAUCAAAGUGACCAGAAAAUCUACACAAGCUGUUUUAAAAUGCCCUUCAUCAAUUUAGCACGGGAGAAACAGUUCCAUACAUGGUAUCUGUGCUAAUACUGAUCUGUUGUAAUUAGUUCUACUAAUAAACUGUUGAGAUAGAAACCUCUGUUUAAACAUGGAGAGAGGAGUUGAGAGACAUUUUCAAAUUCACAGUCAUACAGAAAAGUGGAAAUCCUAUGGUGAAAUUCAAAAUGUUGUCCCCUGUAGGUCAAAGCCACCUCAUCAUUACGCACCUUUUAGCCCUUGGCAGUCAUCAUGCUUUGCUGGUUUUUAACUUCAUCUUUAUGCUACAAAGAUCGUCAAUAGAAGAAAAGACCAAUGUGGGGACUCCCAUAAUCUUGGGGACAAUAAAAAUAAAAUCCUACUUGAAGCACCUGGAGGCCUUAGGAGUCCUUAAGAAAAUAUGAUGCCCAUUGGCAAUUUGUUCUGGGAAUGUAUUGACCUGCCCUUCUAAACAGACUGAAUUACCCUCAGAUAUUCCAUUAUUUGUUGUGAUCUCAACCUUCUAUCUAUGCAACUUAACACUCAUAGACUUUUAGAUGUUGUAUUCCAAGCCAAGAAGAAUCUUUUGCUUCUCUGGACCCACCUCCAUUCUUUUUGUUCUGAUGUUAUUUUACCCUUGUUUUUUUUUAAAUCGAAUAAUGAAUUGUUUUCCUAAAUUUUUAUAACUAAUAAAGCUCAGUAAAUGAAAAUUCCCAAAAAACAAACAAAAAGAUUUUUCUAUACAAAUGAAAUGUAAUAUUUUCCCACUAAGGGGAACUGUGCCAGUAGAUGUCAGUGGUCCACAGUUCCUGGAAAAACAGUGUCUAGUUCCUUCCCUUAAAUUCCCCCUGCACACUUCUUGUGUAUUUAUAAUCCAAUCGGACUGUUUUGUAGAUCUAGAACAUAAGGAAACUAACAAUUUAAAUAGAAAAAUAAAAUUUAUACUUGAUACCAUAUCAACAUGAUGCAAUAUAACAUUACCACCAUUA